This is a messenger RNA of Talaromyces rugulosus, 1809 nucleotides long. RefSeq lists its product as uncharacterized. The transcript has a single exon. The coding region runs from base 1 to 1809 and encodes 602 amino acids. Gene Ontology annotation, molecular function: flavin adenine dinucleotide binding; oxidoreductase activity, acting on CH-OH group of donors. NCBI's taxonomy places the organism in Eukaryota, Fungi, Ascomycota, Eurotiomycetes, Eurotiales, Trichocomaceae. The record is from RefSeq and is a predicted model, not a curated record.
AUGAGGGCUACUAUCUUAAAAUUAUUGCUUUCUCUCUCCGCGGCUAUAACUCAAGCCUAUACCCACUCUUACGAAAGAGUAGAUAUCCAGUCUCAUUUGAUAUUUGAUCCCAAAGAAACUGCUGGCAAGGAAUAUGACUACAUUAUCGCCGGCGGUGGCUUGACCGGGUUGACUGUAGCCGCCAAGCUCACGGAGAACUCGAACAUCACGGUUUUAGUCAUCGAGAAGGGCUUCUACGAGUCCAAUGAUGGCUCAAUAGUUGAAAAUCCCAAUACUUAUGGUGACAUAUUUGGGACUUCAGUCGAUCAACAGUAUCUCACUGUUAAGAUGGCAAUCAACAACCGAACCCUAGCUAUCAAGUCGGGCAAAGGCCUUGGUGGAUCAACCUUGAUCAACGGUGCCUCCUGGACUCGCCCAGAUAAGGUUCAGCUUGACUCAUGGGAGAGGGUUUUUGGAAUGGAGGGGUGGAAUUGGGACAACCUAGUCGGAUAUAUGAAUAAGGGUGAGCGUGCUCGUGAGCCGAAUGCUGCGCAGAUCGAGGCAGGAUAUGCCUUUAACGCGUCCUGUCACGGGUUGAAUGGAACUGUUCCUGCCGGUCCGCGUGAUAACGGUGAAAUAUAUUCUCCUGUUAUGCGUGCCCUUAUGAACACUACAUCAGCGCUUGGUAUCCCUACCCAACAAGACUUCUUCUGUGGUCACCCGCGUGGUGUGUCCAUGAUUUAUAACGAUAUCUAUGAGAAUCAGACACGCGCUGACGCCGCUCGUAGCUGGCUACUUCCAAACUACAAGCGUAGUAACCUGCAAUUUCUCACAGGACAGAUGGUUGGAAAGGUCCUUUUUGAUGAAUCCAGUCUUACAGCCAUAGGGGUUAACUUUGGAACUAACAAGGCUGCCAACUUUGACGUCUAUGCCAGACAUGAGAUUCUUUUAGCAGCUGGGUCUGCUAUAUCUCCUCUUAUUUUGGAGUACUCAGGAAUUGGCAUGCAGUCUGUUCUGGAAAGCGCUGGUAUCCAGCAGCGUCUUGAGCUUCCUGUUGGUAUGAAUAUGCAGGAUCAGACUGUCACUAAAGUUCGCUCCCGCUCUAGGUCACCAGGACAAGGACAAGCUGUGUACUAUGCCAACUUUACUGAGACUUUUGGUGAUUAUGCUACUCGCGCCAGAGAGCUUCUAAAUACAAAACUUGAGCAGUGGACUGAGGAGACAGUUGCCCGUGGCGGGUUUCAUAACACGUCGGCCUUGAUGGUACAGUACGAGAACUACCGUGACUGGCUUCUCAAUGAAGAUGUUGCUUUUGCUGAAUUCUUCCUGGAUGCCAAUGGUAGCAUCGACUUUGAUAUCUGGGAUCUGAUUCCCUUCACUCGUGGCUCUACCCAUGUUCUGAGCAGCGAUCCCUACCUUCUGCAGUACGCCAAUGAUCCUAAGUUCCUUCUGAACGAGCUUGAUCUCCUUGGUCAAGCAGCUGCCUCCAAGCUUGCUCGAAAACUUUCCACUGCAGGAGUGAUGGGAGAUCAUUUUGAUGGGGAAACCAUUCCGGGCCAAAAUUUGGAGCAAGACGCCACACUCGACCAGUGGGUUGUUUACAUUCAGCAGAAUUUCCGCUCCAACUGGCAUGCUAUUGGAACCUGCUCUAUGAUGAAGAAAGAACUUGGUGGUGUUGUGGAUGCCGCCGCCAAAGUAUAUGGGGUCCAGGGUCUCCGUGUUAUCGAUGGCUCUAUUGCUCCCACUCAGGUGUCUGCCCAUGUCAUGGUUAUCUUCUAUGGGAUGGCCCUGAAGAUUGCUAAUGCUAUCUUGGCAGAUUAUUCCUCGUGA